AUGGCUGACCCCUUCUAUGAGAGACUCAGUCUCCUGAUACUCGGCUUGCUGAUCCGCUUGCCGUUUGUUGCUUCUUCUGCGAGCCAGGUCGACUAUUCUCAUUAUGUGAACGUGUUCAUGGGUUCUGAGGGCCCUUUCCCCGGUCAAAGCUACGGAGGUGGAGACAUUUUCAUCGGCGGUGCUCGCCCCUUUGGAGUGACCAAAGUCGGAAUCGACACGACGGCAGCCAACUGGAGCACUGCGGUGCUUAACGGAGGGUGGACUCCAGAUGGUAAUGUUACGGCUAUCACUAUGAUGCACGAAAGUGGCACUGGAGGAGCUCCCAAGUACGGAAUCAUCCCCCAAAUGCCCUUGACCAAUGUUGCCUCUCCGGUAAACAUACUAGACAAUACUACGUAUAGUCAGCCAAGGAUCGGCAACGAUACAGGCAGUGUCGGAUACUUUAGAACGCAGCUCCAGAAUGGGGUUGGAGUAGAACUAUCGGCGUCUCGACACGCUGCAAUUGUUCAAUACAACUUCCCUAAAGGCGAGAAGCAUGUUCUGGUUGAUCUGUCCCAUUACCUACCAGGCUCACCACAAGAUCCCAAUAGUCAAUUCUACACUGGCGGGGAAAUUCAGCUUGAGGAGAAUGGUCGAAAAUAUUCGGGACAUGGGACCUACGGUGGCGGUUGGAAUAACGGCGCACCUUUCACGGUUUAUUUCUACGGCGAAUUCUCGAAAACUCCUCAUGAAGCGCGCCAGUUUACUGGAAAGAAUACAGAUUCCGGCAAUGAUGACACAAGCUACCCAACAUGGGUCGACCAGUCCGAUAAAGCGACAUCGGGUCCUAUGAAUGAUAGGGUUGGAGCGCUCUUCAGUUGGGAAGACGACAAUGCUUCUCAAAUAAGCUAUAGAAUCGGUAUCUCUUUUAUGUCCAUCGAGAAAGCUCGUUCAUAUGUUGCUGAUGAGAUUCCUUCAUGGAAGCUCAAAGAUACGAUCACGUCUGCUGUGCAGGAAUGGAACGAGGACGUGUUCAGCAAAAUCCAAGUGCCCCUUGACGAAACAGCCAAUGUCACACAUGUUCGGCUACUGUAUAGUUCGCUCUAUUUCAUACAUUUGAUGCCGUCUGACAGAACCGGCGAAAACCCUCUCUGGGUGUCGGACGAGCCGUACUGGGAUGACUUCUAUACUCUUUUCAGUUUCUAUCACAUCUUACAGCCUGUAUACUACGAGUCUAUGAUUCGAGGAUUGAUCGACAUCUGGAGGCAUGAAGAAUUCCUGCCAGAUGGGCGCUCCGGAAACUGGAACGGACUGGUUCAAGGAGGCUCUGAUGCCGAUAAUAUGUUAGCAGACGCUUAUGUGAAGGGACUGCGUGGGGCAAUCAAUUGGACAGAUGGCUACGCAGCCAUGAAGACCGAUGCAGAAGUAGUCCCAGAAAAUACUUUCGACGCGACCGACACUUCAGCAAGUACGAAAGAAGGCCGAGGGGCUCUCAAAGACUGGCUGGAGCUAGGAUAUGUGUCCCAGGACCGAAGCACUCGUUGCAUUUCGAGAACUGCCGAAUAUAGUCUAAAUGAUUUCGCUCUCAGCCAGGUUGCGGCGGGUGAAGCACCCAGCGAUCAGGCAAAGUAUCUCCGUCGGUCUGCGGGAUGGCAAAAGAUAUGGAACUCUGAUGUUGAGAGCUUGGGCUUUACUGGCUUUCUAGCACCGCGGUUUUCCAACGGCACGUUCAAUAACAGUGGAUAUGACCCACGAUUGUGUUAUGAGUGCGGAUGGCAUUCUUAUACUUACGAAGGUGUACCAUGGGAGUAUUCUUUUGUCGCCCCUCAUGAUAUGGAAUCGCUCAUUGAUCGUAUGGGUGGCCCCGAUACCUUUGAGUCCCGGCUUGAUAUGAUGGUCAGACGUCACUCCCACAGUGACUACAGUUCUUGCUUACAUCUCACAUAG
Aspergillus melleus is the source of this 1926-nucleotide messenger RNA. RefSeq lists its product as uncharacterized. NCBI's taxonomy places the organism in Eukaryota, Fungi, Ascomycota, Eurotiomycetes, Eurotiales, Aspergillaceae. The record is from RefSeq and is a predicted model, not a curated record. The transcript has 8 exons. Gene Ontology annotation, biological process: protein quality control for misfolded or incompletely synthesized proteins; glycoprotein catabolic process; protein deglycosylation. Gene Ontology annotation, molecular function: carbohydrate binding; peptide-N4-(N-acetyl-beta-glucosaminyl)asparagine amidase activity. The coding region runs from base 1 to 1926 and encodes 641 amino acids. Gene Ontology annotation, cellular component: nucleus; cytosol.